AGAUUUUAAUUUUUAUAUAAAAUUAGGACAUUUAGUGCAUUUAUAUUAAAAAUUUUAUUUCAAUUAUUAAUAAUUUCAUAGUUUAACUAUUAGAUGUGUUAUAUAUUAUUAUUUAUUUAUUUAUUAAAUAUUUACAACCAUUAGAUAUAUUUAAUGAUCAAGACCAGAGAAAGAAAUUAGUGUAUUCAAUGCACUAAGAAAAUGAGUACACCAGCGAAGCCACUAUAGAUCGCCAAAUUCCGGCAAUAGCUGGUUGUCUUCUUCUACAUUUGUUUGAUUUUGAAAUCCUAGCUUUCUCAGCUGCUAGGUUUCGUUUUCUCUCACAUGCCCUAAUACGAUAAUGUUUUCUCUCUUGAUAAUAAAAUAUGAUAAUAAUAAUAAAAGGUCAGCUUUGAAGACGAGUUGGAGUACAAAUAUAAGUCGAUAAUCGAGUCCAAUUGGACAAGAACCUCCGAUGACCAAUCUCGUUGUUCAAGUGCCAACGAAACUGAACUACAACUCUGCCAAGUGCCAACGCAUACAACAUUUUAGUAUGUAGGUAUUUAACUCUUGUAGAGCUUAGAAUUGUGAGCUUUACAUAUAGAUCCAUUAACUCCACAAUGAAAACUUACAAAGUAACAAGUCUCCUUAUUAUAUUAUACGGUGUAAAAUGUCACUUAGUCAUAGUCAAGGAUCGGAUUGUAAUUGUCCAAUCGUUCGUGUCCGUGUAGUAGUUGUCUCUCCUUUCAUUUGCUUAGUCGUCAAGCAAGUCUCAGUCGUAAAGACUAGGGUUGUCAAUUCUAAUUGUAUAGGUAGCAAGUUCAGCUUGAAGUCGAUCAUCAAGUCAUCAAUCAAUAAAGUCAUAGUCGAGAGCUCUUUGGAGUUCUCCAUGGAUUAGUAUUGUUCACAUCGAACAGGGAUACCACUUAAAAUUUCCGUGUUGUGUGAUUGUUUUAUUCCGUGUUGUCGAUUUUCACAUAGUAUCAUAUCCUCGUUUUAAGUGAUCCAAGUUCCAUCUCCACAUGGCAUUAGAUCCUGGUUGUGUUAUUAUUUUAUGUCGUGUUGUCGAUUUUUUGUCUUGAUACGUUGACCGCCUGUCCUAGGGUUUCUCUGUCACGGUUGGUGAUACGCAAGAACUCGCUGGUGCUUCUGGCGUUGAUGAAAGACGGUCCAAACCCUUCCUAACCAUAUUUCCUAUACCCAUCGGAUCAACUUGGACAUGUGUUUGUAGGUGAGUUACUCAUCAAGUCGAACUACGAAGAGUGGGAAUUUGAUAUGCGCCAAGCACUUUUGGCAAAAAAUAAAUUAGGUUUUGUCGCUGGAAAACUCAUCAAGGUCGAAGCAAAAUGGCAGCAAAACACAUGGGUGCGUUGUAAUGCCAUGGACAUCGGGUGGCUAAAGAACUCGUUGUCGCGAUAAGUUUGUCUAACCAUGCGUUUUGCUGAAACCGCACAACAAAUAUGGUUUGAUCUAAAGAAGCGCUUUGGCAUGGGGAGUCUAGCACGUUUGUUCAGCAUCGUCGAUCCACAUCUCUUCAUCAACAAGAGAAAGCGAGUGUAUCUGCCUUCUACACAAAACUUUGCAGCCUCUGGGAUGGGAUUCAAGCAAUCUCUUCAACACCCAAGUGCACCUGCAGUCUCUACACUUGUGGAAUCGAGAAAUGGAGGCGUAUACUGAAGACAACAACAGGCUCUUUUAUUUUUUUUAUCGGUUUAGAUGUCUUCAAUAUAGUAUGUAGUCAAGUUCUAUCCAUGAAGCCCACACGGAAUCUUGGUAAAGCUUAUCAAAUGGUGAGCAAUGAUGAGCAACAAUGCAUGAUUACAAAUAGUCGUCGACCAAAGGUCGAAGAUGCACCAUUGCAUGCUCAAGUAAAACCCGAGGCCAAUGCAAUCAAAAUCGAGAUUUUAAGUAAAAUCGAAAACUGAGGUAAAAUCGGAAUCGUAUAUUAAAAUCAUAAGAUUCUAUGGUUCGUAUUAAAAUGAACACUUAAUAUCCAUAGAGUAAUAACAAUGCAUGUCCUGUACAACAUUCAACCACAUAUUUCCAAUAUAAGUUUGUUUGUUAAAUAAACACAAAUAAUAACUAAGAGUAGAAAAUCACAUAAGAUUGUUAGGAUCAACAUUAACAUCUCUUACAUAUCCUCACCCUCACUCACAUCCUCAUAGAAUACUUAUCUAUUUGCUUGAGCAAUCAUAUCAUUAUUCUUAGGAUCACUUGAAGUAAGGUCACCAUUGAACAUAUUUCAUUAAUAACCAUCAUCUGGAAAAGGUAACUCAUUGAUUGAUGCAUUCCCUUCUUGAUCGAUAAAAGGUCGGGGAUGGUGGUACAGAAGGUUUCGGAGAUGAACGAAAGCUCGCAAGGGAAUGGGGUUGGGCUAAUUGCGAGUGUGGUGAGGAACAAACUCUAAGCUAAUUGUGGGGGUGAAGGAAAUCGUUGAUGGAAGGGGUUGGGUGUCGGCAAGUGGAAGAGGAAGAGAUGAUGAAGAGAACAAAUAUAAAUUGAGGGUCACCUAUCGGUUUAGGGUUAUGUUGUUCAUGAUGUUGGGUUGGGGGAAGUGAGUGACCCAGUUCAUGGGAAAAAUCCGACCUGACUAGCUUGAUUUUGCUCCAAUUGACAUGAACUUUAAAAUCAUAAAAAAAACAUAAAAAUUAUAGAUUUUAAGGAUUUUACAGUUUUAAAUCGAGAUUUUAUGGGAUUUUAAGUUUCAAAAAUUUUGUAGUAAAAUCAGGAUCGAAACCCAUAGGUAAGAUCGCAAAAUCGUAAGAUUUUAAGAUUAAAAUCGGGAUUUGGACUACAUUGCCCACGGAUAAGGCCCAAAAGGAGCUCCCUUCGUCAACAAAUUGCAAGGAGACAUGUUAUGGGAUAAUUGGGUACUUCAAGGAGUCAUGUUAUGAGAUAAUUGGGAGGCCAACAUAAUCAAAUGGGGGGAUAAAUCAACAAGUUGGUCAAGGCUGACAUGGAAAGUGUGGUCAUGGUUGUGGGAACCAAUUUUGGUCUCUGCUCAAGUCGAAUCCAAUGAGAGCAACGUUCUGGUUCUGAAAGCAGCUCAACUCAAGCAGAUGAAAGCUUUCUUGACUACCAAAACUGAAUCCCCCAGUGACUCCCCACUGUCAAUAUGGCAGGUACGGAUCCUCCCGCUCUUGACCUUAACCUUGCCGGUACUAAACUUGUCUUUUCGGCUUAGUACCUCGUUGGCUCCAUACUUAGCCAAAUUUCAUACUUGGUUACCAGGCCUGCCUUGCCGCCUUGGUACCCUCUUGGCUCUAUACUUAGUCGAUUUUGUAUCUUGUUACCAAGUCUGCAUUGUCGGCUUGGUUCCCUCUUGGCUAACUACCAGGUAUGCCUUGUUUUCAUACUUAGUCAAAUUUCAUGUCUUGGUAUCAAGCCUAGCUACCUUAAUGGCUAGGUACCCUGUUGGCUCCAUAUUUAGCCAAAUUUUAUGUCUCCGUAUCAAGUCUACCUUAUCAUCUUGGUACCCUCUUAGCUGGCUACGAAACAUAUUUUAUCUCAAUGCUUAAUUUUUUUAGAGCCAUAUUGCAUACCAAUGUAGAGGAGGCAUCGCCUGGGCUAUGGGGGUGGUCGGCCACUAGGACAGGGAUAUGGAGUUUGGAAACUUAGGCCCAAAAUCUAUCCUAAUAAGGUCCAGCUAUCUCA
This is a messenger RNA of Linum trigynum, 3633 nucleotides long. NCBI's taxonomy places the organism in Eukaryota, Viridiplantae, Streptophyta, Magnoliopsida, Malpighiales, Linaceae. The record is from the annotation of a GenBank genome assembly.